This is a messenger RNA of Ilyonectria robusta, 2028 nucleotides long. RefSeq lists its product as uncharacterized. Lineage: Eukaryota; Fungi; Ascomycota; Sordariomycetes; Hypocreales; Nectriaceae. The transcript has a single exon. The record is from RefSeq and is a predicted model, not a curated record. Bases 78 to 1874 code for a protein of 598 amino acids.
GUCUUUCUUCAUGGAAACAGAAACUCCAAGGCUUUCAACCCCGAGAUAUCUGUCCUUCAUCAAGGCUUUUGAACGCUAUGACGGAAAAUUUGCCUGGUACACAGCCACAUAUCCUUACUUUGCCACAAGAGGUGCUUCAACAUGUCAUCAAUUGCCUCAUUGACACCGUCACGAUAAACAAAAGGACCGGCUUUCAGUAUCCAUACUAUUCACGGAUUUAUCGCCAGGCGCAUCAAGAAUCAAGGCGGAAUCUACUUCACCUCACACUGUCAUGUCGUCGGCUCAAUACAGUGGCCACUCCAUUCUUGUAUGGCCAUGUUCUGCUCACCAAGAGCAACGAGAGUGAUGAGGUUGACCUAGCAGAAGAAAAGCGUCCUGAUAGAGGUGCUCUUACCCUCGCAUUGUUUCUCAAGACUAUGCUGGCGCAGCCAGCACUUCGAAGUCAUGUCCGUCACUUGGAUUGCUGGUUCUUCUUGGCCCAUAUCUUGGAUAUGCUCGGAACAGACACUCCUGAUUCCACGAUAAGAAUGCUUCAGGCUCAGGAAUGGGAAUAUUUCAAGACGGCAAUCAUCUGCGCUCAAUCUGAACAUGACCUUGCCGUUCUAGCACAUGUUGGCCUGAAUGAUGAGCUUCCUGUUGAUGCGCUUGAAAGAGUUUUCGCUGCGAUUCUUGGCUUGACCGAUGGGCUUCAGACAGUAUCCUUUCCACCGCCACCAGGGAAGAAGUGGUGUUUGAAGGGGUUCGGAGAUGGAUCUGAUGCCGAGGAAGAAAGCUUCAACCUCUACCUUGAUGCGGCUCGUUACGAUACGUUGAGCUCUCUCCUUCAGCUAGCCUACCAGGAUCGCCUACUGUCCUCAACAACACUACAGAAUCUCGAGGCGGUCAGGUUCACAUUUGUUCCAGAAUUUUCGCCCAUCAAUAGCCGGGCCCACACCUACAGCAUCGAUCCGGAUACAAGUGUCCCGCUAAAUCCUGGAUACAGCUUCCACAUUGAUGCAUGUAUUGGUAUUCUGCAGGCCCCGAAGGUGGAAGAAUUUGAGAUGGACUCGGCCAACGGAACACGCGCGUCGGAGCUCACACAUGACUUUUGCCUCGCCGACCUGAAGAUCAAGCGCGCCUUUUUUACUUCCGCUGCUAGCACUCAGCAAGUACUCGAUGAUGCUUGCAGAAACUGGUCCCUUACCGCCCUGGCAAUCCGUGGAGCUAAUGUAGCGAGUUAUGAAGACCUUUCUGACAUGAGUUCUAAUCAAGCGGCACCGGAAAUUGAUGUUUGGAAUACGGCUCUGAUAAAAUGCGCCAAAACUCGAAAAGUCCUUGACAUUGGCUCAUUUAAUUGCUUUUGGAGUCCCCUGCAACAGCUUGCCUGCUUGGAUGGUCUUGUUGCUCUUGAACACUUGCGCAUCGGAUUACCUUUGUUGAACACGAAUCAAGGGUUUAUUACUCGCCCGCUCGCAGACGUUCUUCCACGGCGACUCAAGACACUUACUAUUAAUGACUCGUUUGCUGCUCAUUUUUAUAACGAGUACUUUCGACAAGAGGAGUCGCCGGAUGAGGCCAAAACGGUGGCCGAUAGAAAGCCCCGCCGGUAUCGACGACUUUUGUCAUUAGCAUUGCGCAAAUUUUCUCGCGUUUGCGGUGAAACACAUCCAGAACUUUGUUCUAUUAUGGUGUUUGGACUACCUCCAGUAGAUGGGCCGCGUUAUCAGACAACAAUACGCGCCCUUGAACUUGCAGGCCCUCAACCUGGACAGGUUAUUGUUGACAUAGAUCAACUGAGGGAUCUGUUUGCAGAAUCUGGUGUUGCGAUCCAAGAGUUUUUCCAUGGCCAGGAGGAUGAUUAUCCUUUUAGACAUGUUCAUGUAGCUCGGUAUUGACGCAAGGUCAGCUAAGAUAUCUUCGAGGUAGCGCUUUGUCAUUGUAAUUCUACGGCUACUCGCCAUUUUCACUGGAUCAACCGACAAAUAAUUAUGCAUCUAAAACAAUCGACUGUUGCCAGCGUGGUACGAUCGCAAUUUUAUAUCUAACAAG